CUCACGGUGGACCGCCAGAAGCACAAGCGCAAGGAACGACGCAGGUAAUGAAAUCAGCCUCGCACUUAACCGCUCGGAGGCAAAAUCAGCCUCACAUUAAACAGCGGUCGCAAGCAAUUUUUGUACAUUUAUUCCUGCGCCAAGCCCUGCCGCCGGUUCGGGUCACUUGUCCCUGCUCCGAACAAAUGCUGACAUACAUAUUAUUCGCAACGAUGUCCGAAUAAGAUGUUUUUUAGAUUUUUGAAGAUAUGCCACCGGCUACCAAAAGAAACAAGCCGGCCAAAAGUGAUGGCGUCAAAAAGGCCGUCCCGAGAGUUCCACGUGCUUGUGACAAUUGCCGACUCCGCAAGUCAAAGUGUGACGGCCUCCUUCCGUGCUCCUUCUGCCAACAACACGAUUCAGAAUGUACGUAUGAUGAAAGUCGCCCAAAGAAGCAGCUAGACACAAAGUAUAUCGUGUCUUUGGAGCGAACUGUCGAGCGUUUUAAGGACAUCCUUGGUAUCCCUUCUGAUGUCGAGGUCACCCCAGAAGUCCUAGACGAGUACGAUAUCAGUCGCUUGGGACAGCUCAGCAGACAAAAUUCUUCUCUCCAUAGCGUUCACCAUGUCGCAACGCAGACUUCUCCACCUGGAACUCCGCAGGGUGAAUCUCCGGUGGCAUGUACGUUGCUCGAAAGCAUGGUGGAGGCAACUGGGCGGCUGAAUAUCGAUGAGGAUGGAAACUACGACUAUAGUGGAAGUAAUUCUGGCCUUCUUCUUGUUGAAAGGAUACGGCAAAGGUGCGACCAGCUGUUAAAUCGUCGGUACGGAUCUGGCCCCAAUGCUGCGCAGGAGCGAAGAUCGCCAGCAGGAACAUCGUCUCGUUUAUUGCAUCGUCCAAGCUCUCGGCCAAGAUCGUUGACUGCUUUGCCAUCAUGGGACAUUGCGGUCUUGUAUACCAAUGCUGUCUUCUCGGAGGCAUUCUCGCUAUUCAAUUUCAUCCAUCGUCCGUCUUUCGAAUCUCGGCUGCAGCUGUAUUAUUCUGCUCGCAAUGCAGGUCUAGAACCUACACUCGAGGAUACGAGAUUCGAAGCGUUACUUAACGCUAUGUUUGCACUUGGGGAGUUAUUCAAUGCCGCAGGCGAUUCAUCUCAGGCGGGCUCGGCAGCACGCGAAGCAAGAUCUGAACAGUUCUUCGCUGCGGCUCAGCAAUCCCUCGACUUGACGGACUGUCGAGACACUUUGUCACUCCAGGCCUUGCUAUGUUCGAUUAUUUAUCUGCAAGGCUCUGGACAAAUACCAUCUUGCUAUACCUAUCUCUCACUGGCCAUGACUGCAGCAGUUCGAAUGGGCAUGCACAGAGCUGAUUCUCUUAGCAAAUUCGACCCUCUGGAGCGAGAAGUGCGGAAACGCAUAUUUUGGACAAUUCGAGCCAUGGACAGCUAUAUCACUACAGUGCUAGACCUGCCUCGAACUUUACGCGAUGACGAUACGGACCAAGCAUAUCCCGUUGAGCUCGAUGAUGACGCUAUCACUCCCCAAAAUAUUGGACAACCGACUGCUAGCUCAAUUUCUUUGAUGUCGUCGGUGAAUGCACAUACAAAGUUGAGCUUGGUUUUGGUUAAGGCGAAGAACAUCACUUCGGGCGGUAACGAUGGAGAACAUAAGCUGAACAACCGGUAUCAAGUUGACUAUGCGAAAAUUGUUGAGGCAGAAAAGGAUCUGAUUGAAUGGACGUCACAUCUGCCAAGCUACAACAAACUCCCGGAGCCUGUUCCAAAGGAUAUUGAGAGGGAAGUGGAGCCGCUUCAUGUGAGGAGAACCUUUGGCUAACGAUCUCUGAAGGGCACAAAUGUUGCUUCGAGUGGCUCACGGCCAUGUGCAGAUGGUACUCUAUCGGCCAUUCCUCUACCACAUAGCUCGGAGAAAUGCAGAUGCAAAUUUCGAUUAUCGCGCAUUUGCUUGUGCAUCGGCUUGCAUCAAAGCCGCGAUGCAAGUGGUGUGGCUUGUACAGGCUUUAGACAAUGCUCAGCUGCUUAAUGGCCCUUCCUGGCUUUUAUUUUUCACAUUAUUUAUGGCUGUGGUGAUCUUGACAUUGUUUGUAAUCACGAAUAAGGACGAUCCAACAGUACACGAAUACUAUUCAGCGGCUCAAAGAGGCUUUUUGAUUCUUGAUCGAUUCGCAUCCUGCAACCAGAUGGCGAGAACCUACGCCGAAAGCUUAAGGCCACUCUUCUGUGAUACAUCUACUCGGUCGAGCGCAGAAAACGCAUUAGACAUGACCCUUACGUCCCCAAACACUUUGAAUCCCUCUACUACGAUUCUCAAGUCAUCCAAUUCCAGCCAUCAGCGCAAUAUCUCCUCAACUUUGCGAAACGGUGCUCUACACGACGUAUUUCUUGUAUCGGCAGCCGAGCCGAUGAUGGACAUUACCUCACGACCGGCCGCAAUCAAUAUUCCUCCUCUUCAUCUAUCCGCGACAGAAGAUCCAUCGGCAGAACAUGUGUAUUUGCAAGCAAUGAAUUGCACGCCUACAAACUUCUUUGAGGGUUUCAGCAGCGAGACGGCAAUGAUGGAUUACUUCUCAUGGCAUGAACAGGAUCAAAGUGAAGCGGCCAGUGGCUUUCAGUUUCAAUGAUACCCAAAUUUGGAUGGAAAAAGGAUGAUGCGAAUUGACAGCCUCAUGGAACACUAUAUGGUAUCUAGCCCGCAUGAACAUUAAAGCAGUUCUUCUCAAUGAAUGAUAUGCAUGACCUCAACUGUCGAAUCUUUGUGAUGUAAAUUUGGGCUUUAGAUGAUCGCUUGAGUUAUGAUACAAAAUUCCUAUGCUUUGCAGAUUCUGUAACACAGCUCAGAAGCACUGAUCACGCUAAGACAAAAU
Verruconis gallopava is the source of this 2859-nucleotide messenger RNA. RefSeq lists its product as uncharacterized. Gene Ontology annotation, cellular component: nucleus. The record is from RefSeq and is a predicted model, not a curated record. Bases 249 to 1811 code for a protein of 520 amino acids. Gene Ontology annotation, biological process: DNA-templated transcription; positive regulation of transcription by RNA polymerase II. Gene Ontology annotation, molecular function: sequence-specific DNA binding; zinc ion binding; DNA-binding transcription factor activity, RNA polymerase II-specific. Lineage: Eukaryota; Fungi; Ascomycota; Dothideomycetes; Venturiales; Sympoventuriaceae. The transcript is spliced from 5 exons.